Protopolystoma xenopodis is the source of this 627-nucleotide messenger RNA. NCBI's taxonomy places the organism in Eukaryota, Metazoa, Platyhelminthes, Monogenea, Polystomatidea, Polystomatidae. The record is from the annotation of a GenBank genome assembly.
AUGUGGGUUCUACGGACAAGUGGGGCUCUGGCAUUAGUCUCAGAGGCUGGUAAAUUGGCCAUUUAUAGUGGAUUUUUUUCGUCUGUCGAGCAGACGAUCUGCCCACCUCCUCCGGAGAACUGGCCAGAUGGGCAAGUUUUGAAAAGAGGGAAUGCGACAGAUACUACCAGGAUUCGCCAUAAUUGGCCAGCAGGAUGUCAAUUUGAAGAACCUGUCGACAUAUUUGUUGAGCUUGAUGUGAUGGCCUUGGUUUCGGUUGCCAUCGCCAGGCUUGAGCCCCACCUUCGGCCACAGAUGACAUGCCUAGACUGGGCGACAGAACAGACUCAUUCAUGUUGCCGCGCUUGUGCCCUGACAGCAACAGCGUUUGUGCUUAAUGGCCCUAGUCUUGGCCUCAACGUCGCGGCAUCUGCGUUUCGAGGCCGUAGACUUUUCAACCUCGGCACCGCUUCUGCUCUGUUUCCUCUCAAUUCUACUAUCUCGCCUUUUUCUCUGGCCAUCACGUCCGUUUUUAAUAAGGUUUUCUUUUUAUCCUCCCUUUUUCUGACUUCUUAUUGCAUGGACACCUUGGCCACUGCUCUUGGUACCUCUGCCUCAUGCGGCCGAAGGCUGACCCGACAAGUAUAG